AUGCCAAUUGAAUUAAUAGAAGAUCCUUCCAUUAAAAUCAAACCAAAUAAGAAAUUAAUAGAAUUCAUUUGCAAAAAUGUAAAGAAAACAAAUAAUACUCCACCCACUAUUAUUGCUAUAAAGAAAUCAACAAAAGACAAGCAAAAAGAUAUUUUAUUAAAAUUGAAUGAGCUACAAUGGUUGAACAAAUAUUUAGAAGAGUACAGAACCAUCAACAUGGAAAGUAUUUAUUUACAUGAGCUUUUAGAGGAAGAUGAUAUCAAAUUACCAACUCCAAAAGUUACACCAAGAAAUCCUGAGUUGGAAGCUAGAAUGCAAAAAUUAAGAGCACAACAAAAUGCUAUUAAAUAUAGAGCUAUGACUAAAAAUGUAGAUACUACUACAAGGAAUCUACCAGAAGACAGCAUUUCCUAUCAAAUGAAACAGAUAAAUAAGCAACUUAUAGCUGUUGCACAGUUUAUAUUUUCCGUACUAGCGGGUUUUGCUUUUGGAUUUAUAGGUGUGGAAUUAAUAGUAGGAAAUUUAGACUUUGGGUUUAGAUUGUUAUUAGGUAUAAUUUGUGCAUUAAUUAUUGCCUUGGCUGAAAUUUAUUUUUUAGCAAUUAAAUUAAACGAGGACAUAUAUGAUACAGUUUCAACAGCUCCAUCAACUAAAAAAUUGCAUCAAGAAUAAAAUUUUAUAAAUUAUUAUCAUUAUAUCGAUUCAUACUCUUUUGAAAUUAAUGUCUUUUUGCAAUUUCUAUAAAAAUAAAAUACGAAACAAAAUUAUAUUAUGUGCCAAUAUAUAAAAUGCACAAAAAACAAUUUCUAAUGCAGCUAAAUCAGCAUAAAAAAAGUAAUGCAUUUAUUUUGUAUUAUGGUGCUUUUUAAGGUAAAUUAUAAAUCCUUUAUUGUACUGUGUGGAAUUGGAAAGAAGACAAGUGAUAGGAUGUAGGUUUCUGAAUAAAUACAAUAAAUUUUUAAAUAUAAAUGUCUGUUAGUAAAAAAUAUCACAUACAUAAACAAAUUUGUAUAGCGUAGCAUGUUAAUGAGUAAUGGUAGAUAACUACAUUUUUUGCUCCUCUACCGUUUCACUAGUCUUUUGAAUUCUACACAGUACAUAUUUUUUGAAUUACUUUUCUUAAUAUGCAUAUGAAUUAUAAACGUGUUUUAUUGUUAAUAAAGAUGUUCUAUUUAAUGUUCAA
Molecule: messenger RNA, 1183 nt
Organism: Frieseomelitta varia
Lineage: Eukaryota; Metazoa; Arthropoda; Insecta; Hymenoptera; Apidae
Product: transmembrane protein 199
Exons: 2
Coding region: 1-672 (223 amino acids)
Biological process (GO): vacuolar proton-transporting V-type ATPase complex assembly
Cellular component (GO): endomembrane system
Source: RefSeq, a predicted model, not a curated record